ACAAACUCCUCUCACAGUCUCGCCUGAGCGAGGGUCUUCUUCUCUUUGACUGCGAACUCUGUAAGGUAACUUCGAUGGCGGCUGUUCCUUCGUACCGCGACAUCACCGGGUCACGAUCCGGCGGGAAAAUUGUUCGAGCUAGGCGAGCUCGGAGUAGGAAGAAUCCUUACGAACGUCCUGGACUUUCGAAUUUGGGCGCUGGAGGAAACCCUAGUUGGAUAUCCAGGUUCAUUUUCUCGCCUACUCUAACCAUUGCUUCCGGCGCCGGAAAGUUGCUCUCUUCUGUCUUCGUUUCCGACUCCGACUCCUCCUCUUCGGACGGUGAUUCAGAGGAUGAUGUUGAAGUUGAUGAUCACGAUGAAAAUCAUUUCUUCCAGGGAGCUGAAGGGGUGAAGAAGAAUGGGACAUCGGAGACGGUUGAUUUAUUUAGGAAGGACUUUCCACCACAGAAGAAAGAUAGCAAACAUUUAAUUGAACAGCUACUGAUGCAGGAGACCUUCUCUAGCAGGGCAGAGCGUGACAAGUUAUUUCAGAUAAUUGAAUCAAGGGUUGUAGAAUUUCAAACCAUUGAUGCUGAGGCUGCAGGAAGGCUGACUGAAAUAUCAAACAGAGCAGUUGAUAGUGAUAAUGACAGGCCUGCAGUCUGCAGCACAGCAAUUCUUGAGGCAAAAAAAUGGUUGAAUGAAAAACGAUUGGGAUUGGGAUCUAGUUCGACAUCGGACAUGGAUCAUGGGCCAUGCACCUUGAAUUCCACGAUGUUGACAGUGGCUAACGACGAAGAAAUGGGUUCACCUGUGGAUGUAGCCAAAUCAUACAUGCGGGCACGUCCUCCAUGGGCCUCUCCUUCCUCGAAUAAUUUUGAGUUUAAAUCUCCUUCACCAUUAGGGUUACAGCUUUUCAAAGAAGAAACAUCAUAUUCAAUUACUGGAAAUCCACUGUCUUCAUCUAAGAUGAAAAGGGAAUCUCCUGCCAGUGGAUCUUGGAACAUCCAGGAGGAGAUACGACGCGUGCGGUCAAGAGCAACUGAGGAAAUGCUAAGAACUCUCCCAUCAGCCAAACUCGAUUGGUCUUCACUUACUUCAGACUACAAAAGUAACUUGAGUUCUGUACAUUCUGACAACCCGAAAAUUCAUAGUGAAGAUAAAAUGCAGCAUGCUGCGAAGUUAAUAGAUAAACCAUUGUAUUGGUCUGCAGACAAUACUGCCACUCAUAACUUAUCAGAGUCGAAGAUCACACAAGACGUGUCUGAAAAUGGAGCCUGCCUGCUCGAUACAACCACCAUUAUUGUGCAACAGGAUAAGGAUUUGCAAACCAAUCCUACAACUGAGAGGAAAGUAUCUAAUUCAAGUUUAGACGAGAGAGACUGCUCUACAGUACAUGAAGUUGCAGGACUGGCCAACGGUUUUUCUCCGGUACCCAGUUCUUCUGGGGAACUUGUCGUAGACAACAAAAUAGUUGAGGAAAAUAAUUCAUCAGGUCAUGACCAUGAGGCGAAAGGGCCGCCUGUGGAGGAGCGAUGCGAGCUAUUAAGUGAAGCAUCCAUGGAGGUUCCAAAUGUGGUUGAAUAUACCGAUAAAGUUCCAUCAGAAGGAAACGAUAUUGGCAAGAUCUUGCCAGAAGAAAAUGGUGCAACUGCUAGCAAGGAAAAAACUGAUGGUGGUAAAGUUAAUAACGUAGAGAAGCCAAGCUUACAGAGCAGUGCAUCAGUGGGCAAGAGCGGGGCAACGGCUUAUCUGCGACGAGGUAAACGAAGAAACUGAAGCGCAACGGCUUAUCUUCGACGAGGUAAACGAAGAAACUAAAGCGGAUAAAGGAGAACGAAUAUGAGGAGGUGAGAACGUAGUUUGUUUUGAUGAAUAUUUUUGAAGCAUAGCUGAAGGAAGGCUGUAUUGUUUGUAUCAUCAGUAGUUUGAUUAGUUGUACGGAGGAUGUACAGAGCUUAGAUAUCAUAGAAUCAGCUUUUGAAUAAGCAACACCAAAGCUUUGUGUAUUUAAAUUGUGAAAAAUUUGUGGGCUAAAAUUCAAAAUUUCUCCCCCUCUAUCUGGGCUUCUCUA
Molecule: messenger RNA, 2055 nt
Organism: Momordica charantia (bitter melon)
Lineage: Eukaryota; Viridiplantae; Streptophyta; Magnoliopsida; Cucurbitales; Cucurbitaceae
Product: flocculation protein
Biological process (GO): nuclear membrane organization
Cellular component (GO): nuclear envelope
Source: RefSeq, a predicted model, not a curated record